CUCGGCGCGGUGUCCGGCCGGCCGUCAGCCCGCGUCAGUCCAUGGUGGCGGCGCCAGUCGCUCGCGGGGGCUCCGAGCGAGGAGAGGACUCCAGCCCGGCCGGCAGCCUGCGGACGGGACCGAGCAGGAGCGCGCGCGCACUUCCGCGGACAUCCGGCGGCGGGACAGCGCGUCCCGCAACGGUGCGUAGACAGGACAGCCUCCGCGACGCUCCCGCCCCAGCCUCCCGCCUUUUCGCGCGCGCGCGCCCGCCCGCCCGGCCUUUCCUGCCCAGCUUAUCGUCGUAACGCAGGGACCGACCGCGGAGUGACCUAGUUCCAGCAGACUUCCAUAGAUUUCACACGCGUUUUCUUCUGGUCUGUUUUCGUGUGAUUAACAACGAACUGACGCCGGGCGCAGGCCGCAGCAACAUCAUCAGCAGCAGUAGCAGCAGAGGACCCGACCGCACCGGCAUGGACCUCUCGCGGGCUCCUCGCGCCUCCGUCCUCGCGAUGCUCGCGGUCCUCGCGGGUCUCCCCGGCCCGGCAGACCUGGCGGCCGGCGGCUGGUCGGCCGGCUACUUCAACACGCUGUACGGUCCCGCGGUAGACCCCGGCGGCCUGGUGGAGCCCCACACCUCGCUCAGCCCGCCGCCGGCGUGGUCGGGCUACUCGGCAGGCUACUCGUCGGCCGGCUCCUCCUCGGCCGGCUACUCUUCGGUCGGCUUCUCCACCAGAGCCUACAACAAGCCCGAACAAGGCUACUCCACCGGAGUAUACUCCAGCGGAGGCUACUCCACCGGCUACGACUCCGGGACGCCGACGACGGCCGUGUUCGCGGACAGCCUCCUCUCCUCGCCGAUCACGGUGUCGCGCUCCAUUUCGAGGACGUCGCCGGCGGCCGACCUGGUCCUGUCGACGGCGACCGAGUUCACGACUAGGCCGCCGUCCACCGCGGGGCUCGUCUCGAAGCCGGCGAGUCCCUGGCGGAUGUUGCGCCCCUCCUCGGUAGUCUCCCUGGCCGAGGGUGCGGGCAAGUUCUUCGUCAGGGCGUUCCGAGCCUUCAGCGCCAGCGCCGCCGAGACAGUCCGGUUCGACUUGUUCACGAGAGACCAGCAGACAACCCCCACCAGACUCUACGCACGCAAGAGGGAGACCGUGGAGCAGUCCACCUUCAGUCCGAGCAAGCCGACCAAGUUCAUCAUCCAUGGCUUCCUGUCGCACCAGGGCCCCAGCUCUGGCGGGGACGCCCUUAAGGAUGCCUUCCUGGCCGUCCAGGACUGCAACGUCAUCACGGUGGACUGGUCCGGCGCCGACACCCACGAGUACAGCUCCGCCGUGAAGCUGGCCGUGCCCCGCGUGUCGACCGAGGUCGCCGAGAUGGUGCGGCUGCUGGCCGGCCAGGGCCUCAGCCUCGACGACGUGCACAUCGUCGGCCACAGCCUGGGCGGGCAGAUCGCGGGUGCAGCCGGCAGCAUGGUGCUGGGCCCCGCGGGCGCGGGCAGGAUCACGGCUCUGGACCCCGCCGGCCCGCUCUUCGAGAACCGCGACCCCGGCCACCGGCUCGACCCCUCGGACGCGGCCUUCGUCGACGUCAUCCACACGGACGGCGGCUACCUGGGCUACGCGGGCGCCACCGGCCACGUGGACUACUUCCCCGAGGGCGGCAUGCACGCGCAGCCCGGCUGCGGCAGGGACUCCAUCGGUCUCUGCUCGCACUGCCUGGCCUACGACGUGAUCAUCGACUCGCUUAGGCGGCCCAGCGCCAACGUGUUCCGGAACUGCUCGUCCUGGCAGGCCUUCCAAAGCGGCGAGUGCGAGGGUGGCAGCAAGGCCGUCAUCGGCGUCUACGCCGAUCCGAGGACGCGGGGGUCCUUCUACCGCAGGAGAACGGCGCCGUUGCGGGAGGAGCUGAGGAAGGCUGGUGACAGGGACCUCGUCGGGCUGUUCACCAUCCGGAGCAACGACGGUCGGGACGGGGUGAUGGUGCUGCAGUGCUGACGACGCGUCGUCCUGCUCGGUCGGGACGAUCCCGUCGUCAGACGCGUGACCGCAGUGGUAUUAAUUAUUGUUGCUCGCAAGUUGGGUUUGAGUUUCGAGGAACGCGCAAUGUGACGCGCAUCCCACUAACUUAUUACGAUGGCUGUGAUGGCUAGAUAGCCAAACAUUAAUCAAAUUGUCCUUUGUGCUUAUGAUAAUGCACUUAAGAAGAAAAAAAUGACGAGAAAAACGACUUGAUAUGUUUACUUUGUUGUUCCUAUUCUGUUGCAAAAGGGUAAAAAUAUAGAAAAGACGACAUACAAAUAUAA
This is a messenger RNA of Frankliniella occidentalis (western flower thrips), 2287 nucleotides long. RefSeq names its product lipase member H-like. Gene Ontology annotation, molecular function: lipase activity. The coding region runs from base 453 to 1979 and encodes 508 amino acids. The record is from RefSeq and is a predicted model, not a curated record. Gene Ontology annotation, biological process: lipid metabolic process. Lineage: Eukaryota; Metazoa; Arthropoda; Insecta; Thysanoptera; Thripidae. The transcript is spliced from 7 exons.